AUGACCCACCCCGACAUUUCCGUUGAUGUGCUCGUCAUUGGUGCAGGCCCAACUGGUUUGGGUGCUGCGAAGCGGUUGAACCAGAUCAACGGCCCCUCGUGGAUGAUUGUCGACAGCAACGAGACCCCCGGUGGUCUUGCUUCCACCGAUGUCACCCCUGAAGGCUUUCUCUACGAUGUCGGUGGCCACGUCAUCUUCUCCCACUACAAGUACUUCGACGACUGCAUCGACGAGGCUCUCCCCAAGGACGACGACUGGUACAGCCAUCAGCGUAUCUCCUACGUCCGGUGCCAGGGCCAAUGGGUUCCCUACCCCUUCCAGAACAACAUCUCCAUGCUUCCUAAGGAGGAGCAGGUGAAGUGCAUUGACGGCAUGAUCGAUGCCGCUCUGGAGGCCCGCGUCGCCAACACCAAGCCCAAGAACUUCGACGAGUGGAUCGUUCGCAUGAUGGGUACUGGUAUUGCCGACCUGUUCAUGAGACCUUACAACUACAAGGUCUGGGCUGUCCCCACCACCAAGAUGCAAUGCGCUUGGCUCGGCGAGCGUGUCGCGGCCCCCAACCUCAAGGCUGUGACCACCAACGUGAUCCUGAACAAGACCGCUGGUAACUGGGGUCCCAAUGCUACCUUCCGCUUCCCUGCUCGUGGCGGUACCGGUGGUAUCUGGAUUGCCGUCGCCAACACUCUCCCCAAGGAGAAGACCCGCUUCGGUGAGAAGGGCCGUGUCACCAAGGUCAACGCCAAGAACAAGACCGUCCAGCUGGCGGACGGCACCACCGUCGGCUACAACAAGCUCGUGUCCACCAUGUCUGUGGACUUCCUUGCUGAGCAGAUGGGCGACCAGCAGCUGGUCAGCCUCACCAAGGAGCUCUUCUACUCCUCCACCCACGUCAUCGGUGUUGGUAUCCGUGGCAGCCGCCCCGAGAGAAUCGGUGACAAGUGCUGGCUCUACUUCCCCGAGGACAACUGCCCCUUCUACCGUGCCACCAUCUUCUCCAACUACUCUCCUUACAACCAGCCUGAUGCUUCUAAGAAGCUUCCCACCAUUCAGCUGGCUGAUGGCUCCAAGCCUCAGAGCACCGAGGCCAAGGAGGGACCUUACUGGUCCAUCAUGCUGGAAGUUUCCGAGUCUUCCAUGAAGCCCGUCAACUACGAGACUCUCCUUCAGGAGUCCAUCCAGGGUCUCGUCAACACCGAGAUGCUCCAGCCUGGUGAUGAGAUCGUCUCCACCUACCACCGCCGCUUCGACCACGGUUACCCCACUCCCUCCCUCGAGCGUGAGGGUGCCCUCACCCAGAUCCUGCCUAAGCUCCAGGAGCUGGACAUCUGGUCCCGUGGCCGCUUCGGCAGCUGGCGCUACGAGGUCGGUAACCAGGACCACUCGUUCAUGCUUGGUGUCGAGGCCGUAGACAACAUUGUCAACGGUGCUGUUGAGCUGACGCUCAACUACCCCGACUUUGUCAACGGCCGUCAGAACACCGAGCGCCGCCUGGUGGAUGGUGCUCAGGUGUUCGCCAAGAACAAGGCUCAGCAGUAA
Molecule: messenger RNA, 1536 nt
Organism: Aspergillus terreus NIH2624
Lineage: Eukaryota; Fungi; Ascomycota; Eurotiomycetes; Eurotiales; Aspergillaceae
Product: protoporphyrinogen/coproporphyrinogen oxidase
Exons: 5
Coding region: 1-1536 (511 amino acids)
Source: RefSeq, a predicted model, not a curated record